AUGCAAGAAUCCAUUAUGAGUGCUGAGACUCUAGAAGAGGGUGAUGCUAACGCUUUAAAUUUAAUAAAUAGUUUAGUAACUGCGGAAGAGGAACAACAACUUCAACAUCAUCAUGCUCACCACCAACAUCAUGAUUUUACAGAACUGACAGAUAAUCAUUUUCUUGGUGACCAUCAUUCUGCUACCACUCCAACCCUUUCCGAUUCUAAAAUUCAUCAUGACAAUGAGAUACAUUCCGUUACGGAUGAAGAACAUUUAUUCAAUUUUAAUUUAGGUAGUGGAACAACUCCAACUAAUCAACCACACCGAGAUGACGAUUCAUCCUCUCAUCAUCUUGUUGGUAAUUUUGAUUCAACAACCUCUACUCCAAUAGUACAAACAAACACAGGUCAGCCUUUGGAUGAUAGGGAUCGAUUAUUAAAACGAAUUAAUGAAUUAGAAGAACAAGUAAGAGCUUUGAUAGAAGACAACAAACAAAAGACUGAUGCAUUUAAUGUUAUCACACAACAUAAUAUUGAUUUAUCAUAUCAAUUACAAAUUAUUCAAUAUUACCAUCCCGAAUUAAUAUCAGCAAUUCCUCCACCAAGUGCUGCUAAUCCAACACCAAAUUCUCCUCUCAUGUUAUCACCAAAUAAUCACCACCAGCAACAUAUUGCAACUACAUCACCAUUCUUUUCAAAUCCAACAGGUAUUACGCCAUCUUCUCACUUUUCAACUUCUCCAGGCGUAUUAUCAAAUAUUACAUCACCAAUGACCUCUCCUUCUGCUAAUACUCCCAACAUGUCAAAUAAUAUUAAUGGAAUUUCACCAAAUCUUCAACCUUCAUUGGUUCCAAAUAAUCCAGCAGGUUAUUACCCACUUCAUCAUCCACAUUUAAUGCAACCAACUCCUCUCAUUCCACAACAACCAAAGAAUGGAACAAAAAAGAAGAAGAAAAAAGGAGAAUCACCUGCAGUUAAUUCUUCAUCAUUUCAAUCACCAAUUUCCUCUGUAACAUCUCCAACUUCCUCUGUACCAUUAAAUAAGAAACAGACUAAAAAGAAGAGAAAACAUGAAAGUGAUGGAGAGGAAACUUCCGAGUCUGAAGAUGAAACACCUGAAAAUGCCACUUCUACCCCUUCAAACCUUCCACCUGUUAAUACUCAUUUACCACCACCACCUUCAUCAAAUCUUCCACCAAAACCUAAAGUAACACUUCCACCUCAACCAUCUAAGCAUUUGCCAAAGCUUCCACCAAGAUCUCUACUUCCUGGUAUGGAUCCUUUUGCUAUGCACGCUACAACACCUUUUCCAUUUCCACCUCCUUCUGGUUUACCUCAUCCACCAUUGGGAAUGAGUGAACAUCCUUUAAUGAUGGAUCCAUCACUUCUUCAACAUCAUAUGGCUCAUCAUUCUUCAGAAGCUCCUUCUCCAGGUGCCUUCUCACCAAUGGGAACAACAGCUGAAACUCCAGGUGCAUCAAAUCAACGAAGAAGAAGUAAAAAGGGUGAAGGAAUUGAGAAUAGUGAUAGUAGUGAGACAUUAAAUCCAUCCAAUGCUGAAUUAGAAAUUAGAAAAUUAUUUGGAAAAGUUAACAAUGGAGGAAAACGAGGUAUUUUAGCUGUUCAUGCAGGUGAUGGUUUGGAAGCUGUUAAAGAAAUUAUCAGACAAACUCUGGAUCAGGUAGAAUUACUAAAGAAUCGAUCUGUUACAGAGUAUAAUUCUAGGAAAGAAAACAAUGCUAUGAAUUGCAUUAACAAGGCUUUGGAUUUAUUACACCAAGCAACACGUGGAAUAGUUGGAGGUUUAUUACAAUUAUUAGAGUCGAGUAUUUCUCAACUUUUAGAUGGUACAAGAGAUAAUUGGGGUUUAGAAAUAGCUAAAAUGAUGGAAAAGAGUUGGUUAGAUUUAUUCUCAGUUAUAUUUGUAGAAUCUGAAAUCACCAGCUAUACACAAUUAGGUACUCUUGUUGAUCCUAUACAAAUGCAAAGUUGUCUUGAAGAACUUCAAUCAUUUGGAAAAUCUCUUUCUUACUUUAAAUUUGACCAUCUGACUAGAGUGUUCAAUAUCAUGUUUGGUUACAUGAAGAAGAAUAACUCUGUAGAGUGGUAUCUGGGCUUUUGUUUACAAAUCAGAUAUUACAAAGAGUAUUGUGCCAAAAUGAUUGAACUUUAUCACUAUGAAGAUUGUUUUAACAAUAUUGUAAAUAAUAUUCUCACAGGAAAUGCUCACUCUGAAAGAACAGGAGAUUAUAAGGAUGAAGAUAAGACAUAUCUUGUCGAGUAUGCUGUUUUAUGUCUCACUAAAAUUUAUGAUCAAUCUGUAGAAAUUGUCAGACAAGAAUAUAUUGAUAACCACAUUGAAGAUAGUAUGCCAAUCAACUUGUCAAAUACUCAAUAUUCAGAAAUGUUGGAAAAGAUAAUGGGUAGCUGUGUAAAUAUUCAAAAUAUUGUUUUAUACCCAAGAGAAUUAGUCCCUCUACUCAAAUUUUUGUUAAAGGUUUUCCCAAGUGAUGAAGCUUUUAUAGAUGGAGGAGGUUUGGGAGAAACAAGACAAGAUAUUAGACAUUUAACAUUUAUUGCAGAUCUUUUAUUUAUUAUGAGUAGAUUUAUUGUUGAAUUAGAUGAAUAUAACGAAACCAUUGAUUCUGUCAAAGCAGUAGGAAGAAAGAUUGUACUAGAAUGUACAGACAACCUCCUUCAAAAGCUGAUUAAGAUUAGAUUUGAAGGUGCUGCAACACAUUUGAAGGAAAUUUUGGAAACAAAUGACCUUUUCAAGAUGAGUAUUGCUCAAAUUUGUGAGAAGGCUGUUUGGAUACCAAUUCAUCAAGAGGAGAAGGAUUAUAACUGGAAGUCUCUCCAUGACUAUAAUGAAACUCUGCAGAUCAAACAAGAUGAAGCUGCUGUUACUGUUAGAGGAAAACUUUUGGAACAUUUGAAAAUACUAUUACCUGGUGCAUCUCAAUAUUUAUCAGUAAUGAUUGAUUGUAUUAAUUAUGCACUUGGUUGUAAAAUUGAAAACAGAAGUAAUACCAGUUAUGAACAAUUUUUCAAUGUCAUGAAGAGAAUUGGCGUUCACUAUUUACAAAGUCAUAGAGAAGCCCAAUGGGAAGAACUACUUGCAAAGAUUUACUUUAUUCACUCUAGGAAAGUUAAACUGAAGAAAAUGUUAAAACAAUGGAAUACAGAAUUUAAGGGCAAGAUGGAAACCAAUGUCAACUGGUAUGAUCAAUUAUUAGGAGAGAAUUAUGUAGAGACAGAACCUCUUGUUUUGCUACCAAAAGUUGAAGAAAAACCUCCAGUUCCAAUAUCUGCUCUGCAGCCACAACCUGUCCUUAAUCCAGCCACCACAAUCACUUCAAAUACACCAGUCACAAGCACUACCAACGCAGUCACACCUACAACAAUUACUCCAGUGACUUCUACCACUUCCUCAACACCCUCCUCUGGUGGUCUAACCACACAAACCCUUAAAAGAAGAAAAACUAAACUGGUCAAAGUAGAGGAAGUUUCCUCAAAUGGAAACAAUUCAUCUUAUCCAAACUCUACAAACGCCUCAACUACCACCACAACUACAGCAGCAGAGGAUGAUAUGGAAGAGGACGAAUAAAUGCUUUGCCACUUAU
Messenger RNA from Naegleria gruberi, 3604 nucleotides. RefSeq lists its product as uncharacterized. The transcript has a single exon. NCBI's taxonomy places the organism in Eukaryota, Heterolobosea, Eutetramitea, Acrasida, Naegleriidae. The coding region runs from base 1 to 3588 and encodes 1195 amino acids. The record is from RefSeq and is a predicted model, not a curated record.